AUGUUUGGUGAAUCUUUGCGCAAUGUUCAAACACCACCAACUAUAAUCGAAGAAGAAGAAGUCCAAAAAAAGCCAAACCGGCCAUCAAACUUGCCCGGGAUCUCAAUCAUUGAUACAAAAUGGGUUGAUAGCGAUUCAGACGAGUCACUUCCGGCUGGAGACUAUGUUGCAUCAAGUGUUACUACAGAAAGGUUUUGCAAAUCCGUUGACUUUCGGCCAUUGCGUCGAAAUCAAGACAGCUCCUCUGCGAACACAACACCGUCCACUCCAACUCUUAAAAAUCCACCAAAUCCGCCAAAAAACAACAUUCCAAUGGCUAGCGGUGGAUCAAGAUUUAAGGUUGUUCCCGUGGAAACUCGGUAUAAGCGAGAUAGGUGGCAAUGUCAUGAUUUUUAUGAUAACAGAGAUCCAUUCUUGACGCGAGUGCCGAAGCCGACACAUCAAACACCAGCUGCUGCUCUGAAGAAAGAAGAAAUUGUGAAUCGCAGUAGCCGUUCAUUGUCCGACAUUCAUCCAAUGCCUGCUGUAGUUCAGCAAAAACAACCUCCGGCUCCACUGCCAAGACCUGUCUACAUUGCACCAAAGCCACUUGUCAAGCAAACGAGUGUUCACGCACACAGCAAUGGAUCGCACACACAAGCAGUUGCUGCCGGUAAACAAGGAUCAGGUGGAUCUUCUACGGAUAUCAUGACUGGUCUAGAAAAAUCUCUUACUAACACCGAAACACGAAGAACUAAAAGUAUUAUCUCAAGUAUGUGGAACUGUGCUGUUAUCGAAUGCAACCAUGUGCCAAGAUAUUCGCCAAGCUAUGGCAUCUCGCGUGGUUGCUCACCACUAUCGUCGCGUCAAUCCCCUUCUUACAGUGUUGCUGCUAGUCCAGCAGUGCAUCCAGCUCUCAACAUUGACAGCAAAAUUGAACAAGCUAUGGAUCUCGUUAAAACUCAUUUGAUGUUCGCCGUCCGCGAAGAAGUUGAUGGAUUGCGGCACAAAAUUUUCGAUUUAGAAAAUCACGUCCACAAGCUUGAAGCAGAGAAUGCGAUUCUGAAGAGAUCAUUACCAAAUGAGGUCCUUCAAAAACUUCACCUGAAGCCAUAA
Caenorhabditis bovis is the source of this 1095-nucleotide messenger RNA. Lineage: Eukaryota; Metazoa; Nematoda; Chromadorea; Rhabditida; Rhabditidae. The record is from the annotation of a GenBank genome assembly.